AUGGCGUCUAUUGAAAUCUCUCCUGAGGAUCGACAGCACAUCGACUACCUCGCAGACCUUUUCGCCGUCAUUAUCGCUAUCGAGCAGAUCGAGAAGGCCAAUCGGCGCGACCUCAUUGACCAAGACCAGUACAGCUCCACAGUUCGUCGGCUUCUAGAGAAGUACAAAAAUACCGUUGCGCACCUGCAGAGCGCUCGCAACCCGUACUUCACGACGAUCGAUGAUUUCUUCGAAAAAUACUGCACGCGCUGCCCGGCGGCGCAGACGACGAUCCGGGACGGUCCGAUUAGCAGCCCGAAUGAAAACAACGCCCGCUUUCUCGCGCGCCAGUCGGUGGAGUGCAGCGACCACUUCAUCACCUUGCUAGACUCGCUGCGCCUCCAGCAGACCUCCGUCGACGUCCUCAAUCCACCUCUCGGCGACCUUCUGCAAGUGCUGAGGAAGCUGGGCCUGAGCAAGGAGGAUUUCUGUGUACGCUUGCAGAAUUGGCAGCGGCGUCUGGACAGCAUGAACGCCGCGGACAUGCUGGAUGAGUCUUCGACACGUGACUUUGCCUACGACCUAGAGCGCGGGUAUGCCUGCUUGAAGGCGUUCUUGGAGAGUGAUCCGACGCUGUCCACGCGAAGGUAG
Molecule: messenger RNA, 630 nt
Organism: Leishmania braziliensis MHOM/BR/75/M2904
Lineage: Eukaryota; Euglenozoa; Kinetoplastea; Trypanosomatida; Trypanosomatidae
Product: vacuolar protein sorting-associated protein-like protein
Exons: 1
Coding region: 1-630 (209 amino acids)
Biological process (GO): protein transport to vacuole involved in ubiquitin-dependent protein catabolic process via the multivesicular body sorting pathway
Cellular component (GO): ESCRT I complex
Molecular function (GO): protein-containing complex binding
Source: RefSeq, a predicted model, not a curated record